This is a messenger RNA of Pisolithus orientalis, 863 nucleotides long. RefSeq names its product Isoprenylcysteine carboxyl methyltransferase family-domain-containing protein. Gene Ontology annotation, molecular function: protein C-terminal S-isoprenylcysteine carboxyl O-methyltransferase activity. Lineage: Eukaryota; Fungi; Basidiomycota; Agaricomycetes; Boletales; Pisolithaceae. The transcript has 5 exons. Gene Ontology annotation, cellular component: endoplasmic reticulum; membrane. Gene Ontology annotation, biological process: C-terminal protein methylation. The record is from RefSeq and is a predicted model, not a curated record. Bases 36 to 815 code for a protein of 259 amino acids.
UUGCAACAUGACACUUUGGUCCACCUACUACCGUCAUGACGGAGCCAGACAGCUUUGACGAGCGACUACGGCAACGUGCAAAUCGCAGCCACCUUUUGGAUACAAUCCCAGUCGACCUAGAACCUCACGGUAACAUUCCAAACACGCCGCUGGCAGCAUCUACGAUAUCAUUCGCACUUGGUGCCCUCUUCUCGCUUGGAACAGCGCUAUUCCUCUCUGGUAGCCAUGUUUGCCCUUGGUGGGCGACAUACCAGUUAGGCUUUUUCCUCGCUGCAUGGUCUGCCUUUCAUUGGGGUGAGUUCGCAGUAACGGCAGGAUGGAACCGAGACAAAUGUAGUGUAGACUCCUUUUUAUUGGACAAUGGUGCCACCUAUCAUGUUGCAAAUGGCAGCGCGUUAGUGGAAUACCUCAUCACUCUCUACUUCAAGCCUUCCUUGAAGACGUUUCCUUACAUAUCCCAACUUGGAAUCGCCCUCGCAUUAAGCGGUCAGAUUCUGCGGACAGCAGCAAUGAUUUAUGCAUCUACUAACUUCUCACACUCCGUCGCAUUCCGAAAGAGGGAGUCGCACAAGCUUGUCACAGACGGAGUUUACUCGUGGUCCCGACACCCCUCGUAUGCAGGGUUCUUCUACUGGGCCUUGGGGACCCAACUGGUGCUGCAAAAUCCGGUUUGCUUUAUCGGUUUUGCAAUGACUUUGUGGCGGUUUUUCUCUCGCAGAAUUCGAGCUGAGGAACGAGCAUUAGUCCAAUUCUUUGCCGAGGACUAUCAUGCAUAUAGACGACGAGUUGGCACUCGAAUACCAUUCAUUCCCUAGUUACCCCAGUGUAACUCUCAUUCAUAGUAAAUUUAUCACACAACUGAG